Messenger RNA from Symsagittifera roscoffensis, 1433 nucleotides. Its product is annotated as protein ENL-like. The record is from RefSeq and is a predicted model, not a curated record. The transcript has 7 exons. NCBI's taxonomy places the organism in Eukaryota, Metazoa, Xenacoelomorpha, Acoela, Convolutidae. Bases 3 to 1343 code for a protein of 446 amino acids.
UGAUGCCCACAAAGACUAGUUCCAGACGCGCAGCCAAAAAAGAGUUGGAGCCUGAAGACAGUGAAACACCUUCGAGUCACAACAGCAAUGAAAACGUGUCCGUAGAUUCAACUAGGACCAGAAGAAAGCCCAAGCAAGUUCCCAAAUACGCUGACGACGAGGAGGAAAAUGAUGAAACUUCUAAGAAGCAGCCCCUCAAAAAGAGUAAGGUUCCUGUCCGAAAACGUGCGAACAAGUUAGCUGAAAAGGAUCCGAAAAGUAGCGAAGUCUUAUCCCAGAUAACCGACCUCGAAAACAAUGAAGCUGAUAUAUUUAAUGAAGACGCGGUGCCAGUUGAAGCUGAAUAUAAACCGAAAGAGUCUUCGAAGGCUAAACGUGGUGCUACUCGAAAGAAGAAAGUGGAGAUCGAAAUUCCUCUGCCUUCUCUUCCCUCUCCACCUCCGCUGCCUCCCCCGCCUCGUGAACAAACAGUGUCUUUUCAACCCCCAGAGGAAGUUCCUUUUGCCGGCGGUACUUCAAAAAAUCAAAAAGAGUGCAAUAAUGAGAAAGGUAGUUCAUCGUUAGCGAUGGAUGGGACAUUUGUAGUUAGUACUAAACCUAAAACUGCUCGUACUUCGAAUGAUUUGGAUCUCAGUGAAAGCAGUGAAGAUGAAAAUGUUAAGGAAAAGGAAAAGCGUCGUCUUCAGAAACAAGCUGCUGAAAAUCCCUUCUCAUUCAAGAACUACGUUGCCAAAGUAGCAAAGGAUCCGCUUGAACAAACCUCUUCAACGGUCAGUGUGCCAAAGGACUCACAUGCCGACAGUGGAAUGCAGAGACAAUUAGAUCAGCUACGUGCGAGUAGUGAGUCAUCACUGGAUUCGCUGGACUUGAGCUCAAUUGACGUCAAACAGUUAGUGAGAGAAAACACUCGGCUUCGAGAUGAGAUUGAUCACAAGGAACAUCUGCUCACGAACCGGAACAGACGAAUAACCGAAUUAGAAAGCGAGUUGAAACUGAUUCGAGUUCGUGAAAAGGAGGAGUCAGGAGCACUGGACAAACACUUGCGUCAGGUGGAGAAGAACUACACAAGUGCAGUGCAGCGCGUUAAGGAGUUGGAGACUGAGGUGUUCAGGUUGGAGGAGAAGAGUAGCAGGGUGAGGCGAAGUGGACCGGUGGUGGUGGAGGUGCCCCAAGAGAUGGUAGAAAGAGGACAGGCAGUGUCGCAGCACCUCAAUCUCAUCGCCGCCGAGGGAGAAACACAAAUGAAAAACAUGCUGGCCGGCAUUGAAAAAUUACGCCAAAUGUCUGCAGUAGUCGCCUCCAUGCAUAAGUUCUCAGAGGAGGAACAGUUACCCCCUCAGUGAGAAAAAAACUGAAGAAACUCAAUUAUCGUGAUUGGUGCUAAUUUUUAAAAGUCAUGUGAUGUUUUUUAAUUUUUUAAUAAUUUUUGAUCG